Messenger RNA from Pelobates fuscus (common spadefoot toad), 1016 nucleotides. It is a transcript of the gene ENDOG, whose product is annotated as endonuclease G. Gene Ontology annotation, biological process: apoptotic DNA fragmentation. Bases 13 to 870 code for a protein of 285 amino acids. Gene Ontology annotation, molecular function: nucleic acid binding; metal ion binding; single-stranded DNA endonuclease activity. Gene Ontology annotation, cellular component: nucleus; mitochondrial inner membrane. The record is from RefSeq and is a predicted model, not a curated record. NCBI's taxonomy places the organism in Eukaryota, Metazoa, Chordata, Amphibia, Anura, Pelobatidae. The transcript has 3 exons.
UGCAGGCUGGUGAUGGGGCUCCGGGGUAAGUCCCUGCUCUCCGGUGUUUCCCUGGCGGUUGGCGCCGCCCUGGGAGCUGCUCUGGCCGGCUGGCGGCUGAGGGGAGAUCCCGGCUCCGUGUGGGUGCAGGCCGCGGCCGAGCUGUCCGUACCGCCCGCCGCCGGGGUGACACGGUUCGGCCUGCCGGGGUUCGCUCAGCUGAAGAGCCGGGAGUCCCACGUGCUGAGCUAUGACCCCCGGCUGCGGGGCCCGGCCUGGGUGCUGGAGCAGCUCAAUGCGGAGCGGAUACAUGGCACCGCCACCCGGCAGAGCUGUGACUUCCGGGAGGACGAGUCGGUCCAUCACUAUCACCGGGCCGACAACAACGACUACCUGGGCAGCGGCUUCGACCGGGGACACCUGGCGGCGGCAGCCAACCACCGCUGGAGCCAGAAAGCCAUGGACGACACCUUCCUGCUCAGCAACGUGUGCCCGCAGAAUCCUCAUCUGAACCGAAUCGUCUGGAAUAAACUGGAAAAAUAUUGCCGAGGGUUAACCAAGAGUAAUAAAAAUGUGUAUGUGUGCACUGGACCCCUCUUUCUGCCCAGGAUGGAGCCAGAUGGGAAGAUGUAUGUGAAGUACCAAGUCAUUGGUAAAAACAAUGUGGCUGUCCCCACACAUUUCUUUAAAGUUGUGGUUUUGGAGAAGUUCAGUGGAGAACUAGAGCUUCGACCCUACAUAAUGCCAAACUCUCCGGUUGAUGAAAAUGCCCCAUUGGAGCGCUUUUUGGUGCCUAUAGAGCGCAUCGAACGGGCUGCGGGCCUGCUCUUUGUCCCCAAUCUCAUGAAAAGUACUAACAAGUUACAGGCUAUUACAGCUGGUGGUAAAUGAAGGCUCCUGUUAGAAUUCCCCUAUAUGAAGAAGCUGCUAUUUCUAUCUUAAUAUAACACUUGAAUGAACAGACAGUAAUAUAUUUUGUAGGAUUCACCCUAUGAAAAAGUGACGUAUACGAAUGUAAUAAAAUCAUUAUUUUAUUA